UCCCAUGUUGCACUGCGUCCGAUUUGUUGAUAUUCAUUGCAGUCUUACCGAGGACGGAGAAGGGCACCUGUCAUGUUUCUUGAAAAUGACAGGCUAAGUUUUAUGUUUUGUUUGUUUACUGUUUGAAGAGGUGGACACAUACUUCUGAAACAUCAUAUUUUUAAAAGUUGAGUGGGCGUCACUAUGUAGUCACAGAGCUAAGACGUUACCUUCCUCAAAAAGGCUUCGGUUGGAGGCAUUCUCACGCCUACACCAACGAGGCCAAUGGAUUCAGGGCUAGAACUGGUUGGCAGUAAGCCAUAAUCAUCACAGAUCCUACCGAAAUGUUACUCUUUGAUAGAAACUUUACAAUGGACGUCAUUACUUGAGUUUGUGCUGUUGAGUUUGGAUAUGGCAAGUGAGAGUAAGAGACCACCGAGUACCAAGAGGCAAGUUUUACGUCGGAGUCGGACCUGUGUUGUAAGUGCCGCACACAGAAAUUCUCUCAAUUUCGAGCCAAAGGCAUUCGAACAAACUGUUGAAAAAUCAAGAGAAAAUUCCCCAGAAAAGAGAAGCCCUCAGUCUACAUGUCAAGCCCUGAAACAUGCAGUUUCUGCAUUGACUCGACUUGAUGACUUUGUGUCUGAAAAACUGGGAUUUGGAUUUUUCUCCGAUGUAUACAAAGUGACCCAUCGUAUGACAGGCCAGGUGAUGGUCCUUAAGAUGAACAAGCAAGAGAGUAAUCGGGCCAAUGUUUUGAGGGAGGUCCAGCUGAUGAACCGCCUGGCUCAUCCUAACAUACUCAGGUUUCUGGGAGUUUGUGUUCAUGAAGGCCAGCUACAUGCACUGACAGAGUUCAUCAAUGGCGGGAACUUGGAGCAGCUAUUGGCGAGGUGGGAGGAGGAGCUGCCCUGGACUCAGCGGAUCAGCCUGGCGCUGGACAUGGCGCGUGGUGUCAACUAUCUCCACUCUCGGGGCUUCUUCCACAGGGAUCUCACCUCCAAGAAUGUCCUGUUGCGGAAACAUGAUAAUGGCCGCUACACAGCACUGAUUGCAGAUUUUGGUUUAUCCGUCAAGAUACCUGACCCACUGAACGACUACCAACGACUACCAGUGGUGGGUUCACCCUUUUGGAUGGCGCCUGAGGCUCUUAAUGGUCUAUAUUAUAAUGAAAGGGCUGAUGUAUUUUCUUAUGGUAUUAUCCUGUGUGAGAUUACUGCACGUGUUGACUCUGAUCCGGACAACCUUCCACGCACUAAGGUUUCGGGAGUGGACUAUGUUGCAUUCAGUGAAAAGGUCAUCUACUGCCCGCUUGACUUUCUACAGUUUGCCUUCAAGUGCUGCCAGAUUGAAGCAAACAAGCGUCCUUCCUUUCCUGAAAUUGUGGAAUCUAUGGAGAAGAUUCAGAGGAACUUGAAUAAUGAACUACUGAGUCAAAAGGAACGAGAAAAGAAAGAAAGGAAGAAAUGUUGCAAGAGAUCAAAAUCUGAGGAUAACAUUCUGCAGGCCAAUGACAGUUCAAGUGACAUUGAAAACAUGGAGGAGUCUUAUCUUACACCACGUCUGAUUGGACAAGUGAUGAGUCGAGAUGACCCAUACUAUCAACCUUCACAGUCCAAUCCCUUUGCAUCUCAUAAACGUUACAAGGAUGGUCACAAGUUGCUAGGAACAUCCCGUGAUGCAGCUUCCACCUAUGACUUGCCGUCUCCUACAUACCCUUUCACUCCUCCCUGUACUCCACAAACACCAGGGUCAUCUCGACCCAGAGCAAUGUGUGGCCGCAACUGUCACUCACUCCCCUCAUCUCCAGUGCUGCUACGCAAGGCUGCAGAGAGACUUCACAUGGAGUCCCUACAUGGUAGUGCAAAGUGGAACUCCACCCAAAUCAACACAAGAACACGAUCCAAAAGUGCAAUUUUAUCUGAGAGUGUGGCCAUGAAACUUCAGUAUGAGUGGAACGAUGGCCCAGAUCCUAUCAGUGAGAGUAGUGAUGAGUCUGACACUUUCCAUAGUGAAUGUGCAAUUGAGUCCCAGUCGUCCCACACAGACUCUAGUCAGCAAUCCAGCACUGCGGCCCGCAGACACCGCAUGUUUUCUGGCAGGCAGCAAAGUCUGGACUCCUCUAUUCUGUCCUCAUACACCAAAACAAGCGGCCUACUAGCUGUGGGGCACAAGCCACAACCCCAGCAUUCUUCUCGGGACUUCAGCCCAACACCUAGUGUACGCAGCUCAUGUGAAUCUUUUAUGUCCAUUGAUGAACAGUUUGUGUCUCCUGCAAGUUCUCUGUCUAGCUACAGUGAGACAAAUGAUUAGCUUCCUUCCUCAAGUUCAAUCACUCAUUCAAAGUCCAUUGCUCCUCCACUCCUAUAGCCCUGUCUCAAACAAUGACCAUAGCUGGAAUCCAUGCAGCGUAUGAAAGAAAGUGGCUAGGCUACCACUUGUGCAAUGACUGUCAGUAUGUUGAUGCUUCAUCAGUAGAUCUUCUUGUUUCAUCCAGUCAGAUGAAUAUAGUGAAGGAUCACUUAGAGUUUGUACAGGUCCCCUGAUACUUAUUUAGUUAUGUGCUCAGAAUGAAUGGUGAAAUGUGUGUGAGGAUGUGAAUUGUUCAUGUAUAUGUGGUUUUGUUGAGGGAUCCUGUGUCCAGUGAUCACAAGGUGGCAGCAGCAGCAGGGGAGCUACAGUUCUCACAUCAUCCCGGUCAUCAUCACCUCACUUCCUCACAGGAGACUAAUCCAACUGGGGUGUAAAUAUUGACUCUGUGAACUUAUAGGUAUCUAUACAGCAUUGGCUGGAGAAUAUGCCAAUCAAACAUAUAGCAGAGGUGUAAUCUAUUUUGUUGUUUGAAUAGCAUGUUAGGCAUCAACAGAGGAUCAUACAACCUCUUUUGUGAAUUAUAUACCAUUUUACAGCUAAUCACUAGCUUACUGUUACCGUAUCAGGAUAUUAAUCUGUUUAUUUCUAUAAUGAAUAUUUUUUUAUAUCCCUUUUCCCUUUAUAUAUUGCAUCAAUCAAACUGCUAAAAGUAUUCCAAAUGGAUGAACAUAUUUAUAGCCAGUAUUAUUUAUGUACAGAUAUAUUUAAGAGUUCACUUAUACAUACAUGUAUUUACAUAUUAGCCAAUGUGGAACUUACCCUUUAUAAAUAUACAUUUCCCUGCACAUUUAAAUUAUGUCUUGCAGAGAAUUUUAAAUCUCGUUAAAACAUUUGAUACUUUUUAUAGGCACUCAGAAAACCAACUGUUAUCAUGUGUCCUUCAUGGUUAAGUUCAUAUUGAACAAUGUUUUGGAGAUUCUUUACUAUCAGUUCUUCAGGACUGGCUUAUUAAAACACUGUAAGCCAUGUGCUGCCGUUUGAAGGAGUGAUAGAUUCCACAGUGUUGAUUGUAGAUACUGUUGGCUGUCCACUGUUGUGUGACCAUCCACAUGCUGGCUGUCAUCUCCAGUGGACUGUAGGUAUUGCAUUCAUGUCAUCGCCAUUCAUUCCAUUUGUGUGUAACAGAUUUUAUAAUAUCAGUCCCUUGUUGCUCUGACUGUACUUGUUUAUAGUGGCCAUUCUUUCUGUCCUUGUUUACAAUAUAUCACCCACUGGCCACUCUUUCUGUCCUUGUUUACAAUAUAUCACCCAUUGGCCAUUCUUUCUGUCCUUGUUUACAAUAUAUCACCUAUUGGCCAUUCUUUCUGUCCUUGGUUACAAUAUAUCACUCACUGGCCACUCUUUCUGUCCUUGGUUACAAUAUAUCACUUACUGGCCGCUCUUUCUGUCCUUGGUUACAAUAUAUCACCCACUGGCCACUCUUUAUGUCCUUGGUUACAAUAUAUCACCCACUGGCGACUCUUUCUGUCCUUGGUUACAAUAUAUCACUUACUGGCCGCUCUUUCUGUCCUUGGUUACAAUAUAUCACUUACUGGUCGCUCUUUCUGUCCUUGGUUACAAUAUAUCACCCACUGGCCGCUCUUUCUGUCCUUGUUAACACUGGAUCAGUCUUACAUACCUUGGUUACAAUAUGUCACUUAUUGGCCGCUCUUUCUGUCUUUGGUUACAAUAUAUCACUUACUGACCACUCUUUCUGUCCUUGGUUACAGUAUAUCACCCACUGGCCACUCUUUCUCUUCUUGUUUACAAUAUAUCACUUACUGGCCACUCUUUCUCUCCUUGUUUACAAUAUAUCACUUACUGGCCACUCUUUCUCUUCUUGUUUACAAUAUAUCACUUACUGGCCACUCUUUCUCUUCUUGUUUACAAUAUAUCACCCACUGGCCACUUUUUCUGUCCUUGUUUACAAUAUAUCACUUACUGGCCACUCUUUCUGUCCUUGGUUACAAUAUAUCACUCACUGACCACUCUUUCUGACCUUGGUUACAAUAUAUCACCCACUGGCCACUCUUUCUCUUCUUGUUUACAAUAUAUCACCCACUGGCCACUCUUUCUGUCCUUGGUUACAAUAUAUCACCCACUGGCCACUCUUUUACCUACUGUCUACUCUUACUGACCUGUUUACAAUGUAUCACCUACUGUCUACUCUUACUGCCUUGUUUACAAUAUAUCACCCACUGGCCAUUUGUACUGUCCCUGUGUUGCAGUGUACCAUUCUUACUGUCCUUGUUUACAUUGGAUAAGCCUUACAUACCUUGUUUAAUGCUUGCCGACACAAUAUUCAAAUGAUAUCUCUUAGAUUUUAGUGCCAGAAAAAAAUAAGCAAAUCUAAACAUAUUGACAUACAGAUGGGUAAAUGUUGUUUGUUGGAAGAGAUUACAAAUGUUCAGAAGAAAAUCGGGAGACCUAAAAUCAGAUGGAAGUAGACUUUUUAUUCUGCAUUGUGCCAUAGGAGAUUUAUUAGGCAGUCACAGAAGCUGAUAUUUGGCCUGAGGUCCACUACAGUUGUGAACAGCCAGAAAUGUCCAAACAUUAAAGAAUCUAUAGCUAUGCAAAGGUGAUUUGAUAAGAACCAGUCAGGAGAAAAGGGUUUCUAUUAGUAGUCUUCCAUUAUUCUAAAAUACCCUUCACAUUAA
Haliotis rubra (blacklip abalone) is the source of this 4988-nucleotide messenger RNA. Its product is annotated as dual specificity testis-specific protein kinase 2-like. Gene Ontology annotation, cellular component: nucleus; cytoplasm. The transcript is spliced from 10 exons. Gene Ontology annotation, molecular function: protein serine/threonine kinase activity; ATP binding. NCBI's taxonomy places the organism in Eukaryota, Metazoa, Mollusca, Gastropoda, Lepetellida, Haliotidae. Gene Ontology annotation, biological process: protein phosphorylation; actin cytoskeleton organization. Bases 391 to 2292 code for a protein of 633 amino acids. The record is from RefSeq and is a predicted model, not a curated record.